Messenger RNA from Vitis vinifera (wine grape), 3162 nucleotides. RefSeq names its product valencene synthase. The transcript is spliced from 13 exons. NCBI's taxonomy places the organism in Eukaryota, Viridiplantae, Streptophyta, Magnoliopsida, Vitales, Vitaceae. Gene Ontology annotation, biological process: diterpenoid biosynthetic process. Gene Ontology annotation, molecular function: magnesium ion binding; terpene synthase activity. The record is from RefSeq and is a predicted model, not a curated record. Bases 1 to 3063 code for a protein of 1020 amino acids.
AUGUCUUCUCAUCUCUCAGCAGAGGUAAAACGUCCAGUAGUAAGCUUUCGCUCCAGCAUCUGGGGAAAUCGUUUCAUCAACUACACUCCUGAUGAUGAGAUAACUCGUGCCUAUAACCAGCAGCGGGUUGAGGAUUUGAAGGAGGAAGUGAAAAGAGAGCUAAUGGUAGCUGCGGGUAAGCCUUCACAACAUCUGAACUUCAUUGAUGCUGUUCAACGACUCGGUAUGGCAUACCACUUUGAAGAAGAGAUAGAAGAAGCAAUAGGGCAUAUCUAUGAUAACUACCAUCACAGUGAUGAUAAAUAUGAUGAUCUCUGUAAUGUUUCUCUCCGAUUUCGACUUCUAAGACAGCAAGGGUACAAUAUUUCAUGUGACAUAUUCGAGAGGUUCAAAGAUGAAAAUGGCAGUUUCAAGGAAUGUCUGAACAAUGAUGUGGAAGGCAUGCUUGGGUUAUAUGAGGCUGCACAUCUCAGGGUGCAGGAAGAAGAUAUACUAGAUGAAGCACUUGCUUUCACCACCGCUCACCUUGAGUCUUUGGUUGAAGAUUUAGACUAUCCUCUUGCAGCACAAGCAACCCAAGCCCUAUACCGGCCCAUUAGGAAAGGUUUGGAGAGGCUGGAGGCAAGGCCUCACAUAUCUAUCUACCAAGAUGAAGCUUCACACAGUAAAGCUUUAUUGGAGCUUGCCAAGUUAGAUUUCAAUCUGCUGCAGUCACUGUACAAGAAAGAGCUAAGCUACAUCACUAGGUGGUGGAAAGAUUUAGAUUUCUCUUCGAAGUUGCCUUUUGUCCGGGAUAGAGUGGUGGAAACCUACCUUUGGAUUGUCGCAGAAUGUUUUGAGCCCCAAUACUCGUAUGCUAGAAGAAUACAGACCAAAUUGCUUGUUCUAAUAACAGUUAUAGAUGAUGUCUAUGAUGCAUAUGGCACUUUGGAAGAACUUGAACUCUUCACAGAAGCAAUUGAGAGGUGGGACAAUAAUAGCAUAGAUAGUCUUCCAGAAUACAUGAAGCCAUGCUAUCAGGCAGUCUUGGAUGUCUACAAAGAAAUUGAGGAGAAGGAAAAUGAAGAAAGACCUUACUGUGUUCACUAUGCAAAAAAGGCAGUAAGGCUCCCAGAGUCUGUUCGAGCUUACUUCAAUGAAGGCAAAUGGCUCCAUGCAGAAUAUGUACCAACGAUGGAAGAGUACAUGGGUGUUGCCCUAGUAAGCUCUGAUGUCCCCAUGUUCACAAUCAUCUCCUUUGUUGGCAUGGGAAUGAUGGCAACAAAGGAGGCCUUUGAUUGGGUGUUAAAUGGCCCUAAGAUUGUCCGAGCUUGUUCCACAAUUGUUAGGCUCAUGGAUCUGAAAUAUUACUUCCAAAAUUUUGAGCAAGAGAGAGGGCAUAGUGCAUCUAGUGUUGAAUGUUACAUGAAGCAAAAUAGUGUCUCAGAGCAACUUGCAUACCGAGAGCUUAACAAGCAAGUCGAGAAAGCAUGGAAAGAUAUAAACCAGGAGUUCCUCAGACCUACUGCUAUUCCAAUGCAUCUCCUUACACGGGUUCUCAAUUUUGCACGCACUGGAGAAUUCAUGUACAAAGUCCGUGAAGAUAGAUUCACGAAUGUAGGAGAAGUGCUAAAAGAUAAUAUUGCAUCACUGUUCAUUGACCCUAUAACCCUUGCCUAUAACCAGCAGCGGAUAGAAGAUUUGAAAGAGGAAGUGAGAAGAGAGCUGAUGGCAGCUGCUGGUAAGCCUUCACAGCAGCUGAACUUCAUCGAUGCAGUUCAAAGACUAGGGGUGGCAUACCACUUUGAAGAAGAGAUAGAAGAAGCAUUAGGACAUACAUUCAAAAGAUUCACAGAUGAAAAUGGUAGUUUCAAGGAAUGUCUGAUAAAAGAUGUGGAAGGCAUGCUAGGGUUGUAUGAAGCUGCACAUCUCAGGGUUCAGGAAGAGGAUAUACUAGAUGAAGCAAUUGCUUUCACCACCACUCACCUAAGGUCUUUGGUUGAACAUUUAGACUGUCCUCUUGCAGCACCAGUAAAUCGAGCCCUCUACCGCCCCAUUAGGAAAUGCUUGGAGAGGCUGGAGGCAAGGCCUUAUAUUACUAUGUACCAAGAUGAAGCUUCACAUAGUAAAGAUUUAUUGGAGCUUGCCAAGUUAGAUUUCAACCAACUGCAGUCACUGUAUAAGAAAGAGUUAAGCCACAUCACUAGGUGGUGGAAAGAUUUAGAUUUCUCCUCGAAGCUGCCUUUUUUCAGAGAUAGAGCGGUGGAAACCUACCUGUGGAUUGCUGUAGCAUGUUUUGAGCCCCAAUACUCGUAUGCUAGAAGAAUACAGGCCAAAUUACUUGCUAUAGCAACAGUUAUAGAUGAUAUGUAUGAUGCAUAUGGCACUCCGGAAGAACUGGAGCUCUUUACAGAAGCAAUUGAGAGGCUUCCAGAAUACAUGAAGCCUUGCUAUCAGGCACUCUUAGAUGCCUACAAAGAAAUUGAGGAGAAGGAGAAUGAAGAAAGAUCAUAUUGUGUUCACUAUGCAAAAGAGGCGAUGAAAAGUGCAGUUCGAGCUUACCAUAAUGAGUCCAAGUGGUUCCAUAGAGAAUAUGUACCAACGGUAGAAGAGUACUUGAGUGUCGCACUAGUAACCUCUGAUGUCACCUUGUUCACUAUCAUCUCUUUUGUUGGGAUGGGAAGGAUGGCAACAAAGGAGGUCUUUGAUUGGGUGUGGAAUGACCCUAAGAUUAUGAAAGCCACCUCCACAAUUAUUAGGCUCAUGGAUGAUAUGGCUUCACACGAGUUUGAGCAACAGAGAGGACAUGCUGCAUCAAGUGUUGAAUGUUACAUGAAGCAACAUGGUGUCUCAGAGCAGCAUGCAUACCAAGAGCUUAACAAGCAAGUUGAGAAUGCAUGGAAAGAUGUAAACCAGGGCUGCCUCAGACCUACUGCUAUUCCAAUGCAUCUCCUUACGCGUGUUCUCAAUUUUGCACGCGCUGGAGAUUUCAUGUACGGAGGGGGUAAAGAUAUAUUCACCAAUGUUGGAGAAGUGAUGAAUGAUAAUAUCGCAUCAUUGUUUGUCCAUCAUGUGCCUAUAUAAGCCUGGAGAUUAGUGAUGCUAAUAAAUCCUCUGGUUCUGCUUUGUAUGCAUUUCAAUUGGUAGCUGGGCUUCAGGGCCUUCUGAACUUGCUCUGCCAUG